Molecule: messenger RNA, 839 nt
Organism: Haliotis rubra (blacklip abalone)
Lineage: Eukaryota; Metazoa; Mollusca; Gastropoda; Lepetellida; Haliotidae
Exons: 3
Coding region: 187-783 (198 amino acids)
Source: RefSeq, a predicted model, not a curated record
ACUUUGUGAAUAAUCGUAUUUCUAUACACAGGCAGUACUGACGCUGUGGUAUCCGUCGUGUGUAUCUACAGCUAGCAACACAAGCCAGAGUUUACAUGGGUUCUGUCUCCUGGGUCGAGUUGAGGACUAACCUGGUUUAUCUAAUACACGGCACAUCUUCCAACAUACAAUCACCUGCUGUUAAGAAUGUGGACACCAGCCAUGUACGUGACAACGCCGGGUGUGCUGCUCAUACUGUGUGUCGCUAGCAUCACAAGUCAGUCGAGGUUACAGGCUUUGAAAAAUGACUUCCUAGUGAAAAAUUUGACAAAAUUCCAGUUAACAGAGAAAAUCAAGCAACAGAUUCUGAUCCAUCUAGGCAUGAACACUCGACCCACGUCAGCCCCUGACGACAAAGACAAGAUCUAUCGAAUGUACAAUGUGACGGGGACGAAAGCAGAAAUUAAUGAGAUUAUCAGCUUUUCUGAGCCCCCAGAUAAGUUUGAAGAUGAGAAAAUUAUUCAGUUUCGUUUUGCAAAAGGAACCAAAGGAAAGCGACUCAUUGUGAAAAGUGCCAGUCUUCUGAUCAGAGUCAAGAAUAAGCAACAUGGGGGAGUGAAGACCAGAAAAGACAGUCAUUUGAGGAUGAAAACACAGAACUUCAAAAGACGUAAACGGAGACGGGGAACCAGGGUCUCCUUGUCUGUCUCCACCGUGACACCUGAUGGUCGUCCUGAAAAAAAACAUCGCAGCAGUCAAAUCAAGGAUAAAGAAAAACAAAUGGUUCAAAGUAAAUCUAAAUAGAACUAUAAUGCAGUCGUUAGUGGACUCUUCUAACGGCACCGUGUUGCUGUACGUCC